Anoplophora glabripennis (Asian longhorned beetle) is the source of this 1079-nucleotide messenger RNA. Its product is annotated as cathepsin B-like. Bases 71 to 1015 code for a protein of 314 amino acids. The transcript has 5 exons. Gene Ontology annotation, cellular component: lysosome. The record is from RefSeq and is a predicted model, not a curated record. Lineage: Eukaryota; Metazoa; Arthropoda; Insecta; Coleoptera; Cerambycidae. Gene Ontology annotation, molecular function: cysteine-type endopeptidase activity.
AAAACUAAAAUCAGUAAGUUUCAACUAGUGGAGCUAGUGAUACGUCAAUUAAGUCUUAUCUGUUGUCAACAUGAAGAUCAUUCUCUGCUUAGCUCUGGUAGUUGCGUCUCACGCUCUACCCAAAGCAGAUGUCUACCCUCCACAUUUGACCCCCUUUCGUGUCAGCACGCCCAUGGACCAACUCCAAACCUUUAUAAGACCAGUGCAGACGCUGCCUACCAAAGUACACGACGUGAGUCUAGAAGACACCAUUCCAGAGUCUUUCGAUGCUCGUGAGCAAUGGCCCGACUGUCCAUCCAUUGGAGAAAUCAGCGAUACAGGGAAUUGUUGGGCUCCUUGGGCUCUUUCGGCCGUCUCAGUUAUGUCUGACAGGUUCUGUAUCCACUCUAAAGGCGAAAAGAAAAUAAAAGUCUCAGCGGAGGAUUUAUUAGGUUGCUGUCAGGAUUGCAGCCUCGGCUGCCUUGGAGGAUACCCGGACACUGCCUGGGAUCACUGGGUUAAAAAUGGCAUUGUCACCGGUGGAGGAUACGGAGACACAGAUGGCUGCAAAGCCUAUGCUUAUGAAUCUUGUAACCACUACGUCGAAGGUUCUGAAAAAGCAACUUGCGAAGUUUUAGAAGACCAACCAACUUGCGUCAAACAGUGUGACUCUAGUUCAUUUAAUUACGAAAAUGAGCUUACCUUUGGUAAGAACGGCAGCGCUUACGCACUUAGUCUUGAAGAUGCUCAAAUACAACUGGAAAUUAUGACAAAUGGGCCGGUGCAAGCGGAAAUCGUAUUGUACCGUGACUUUUACGACUACAAAAGUGGUGUUUAUCAACCAGCAGCAGACACAUUUCCUAUAGUACUUCAUUUUGUCAAAGUGAUAGGCUGGGGUGUGGAAAACGGCACUCCUUACUGGCUAGGAGCUAACUCCUUUAACACUGAGUGGGGCGACAAAGGAUUCUUCAAGAUUAGUCGUGAAGUCAAAUCUAUUCGAUUGCUUGCGAUUUUCGGCGGAUUGCCGGAAUUGUAAAUAUGUAGAAGUUACCUUCUAAUUGGAAUGGCAUGUAAUAAUAUAUUAAAUGCGUUAGCAAAUC